ACAAGCCCAUGAGUAACUCAAUGUAAGUCAUGUUCUGUCUCUGUAUUUAAAAUUCUAAAAUCUCUCUGCGUGUCUUUCUUGUUGACUUUGGUGCUUCCCAUCAAUAAUGGCAGAGCUGCAGCAUUUCUCCCAUGAAUGUAAGCUGGCCUCGCCGGAGAUCUUCACGUAUGGUGUCUGUAACAUUUGUUACAAAGAUGAACCUGUUGAGUUCGCCUGUAAGUCUUGCAAAUUCGAUCUCUGUAAAACUUGCUGUGAGCUGCCACAAAAGGUGUUUCAUGAAUUUCACCCGGAUCACACUUUAGAGUUUUGUCUAGGCCAAUAUGAUCGGACACCUGAGUACGUCGUAUGCUCAGGGUGUGGGAACAUGUUUUCUGGCUCUUUCUAUGAGUGUAAAGAGUGUGAGAUCUAUCUUGAUUUGGGAUGUGCGCAUUUCAAGAACAUCGUCACGAGUUGGGACUUGAGAGAAAUGCUUCAUUAUAGCCAUUGCCACUUGGUUAAGAGGUGUAGACCAGGUCAAGAUGCUAAAGGCUGUUGUCUCCUCUGUGAGCUUCCUCUGUCUCCAUCUUCGAUAUGUUACGGUUGUGUUCAUUGUUACUCGUUUCUUCACGAGCGCUGCCUUGAUCUUCCGAUAGAGAUUCAGCAUCCGGUGCAUCCACCACACCCUCUCAGACGCCUUGAUUAUGCACAUAAUUGUGGAGUUGGAAGAGAUUGCAAUGCUUGCGGUGACAAGAUCAUCGGUGUCCCGUUUGGUUGUCUAGAAUGCAAUUUUGACAUUCACAUGAGGUGUGCAGAUUCCUUGUUGCGAAGCCUGAUGCACAAGUCUCAUGAACACAGAUUGUUUUAUGUGUGUGGUGGAAUGAAAAGUACUUAUGGACGAAUGCCUUGCGAAAUAUGCAUGAGAGGCGAUUGGGUCUAUGCCACAUACUACUAUCAGUGCGUGGAAUGUGAUUCAAUAUUUCAUUUCAAGUGUGUUGACAUACCCGAGUCCGUGGUCAAGAAAUCUUUUCACAUUCAUCCGCUUGUGCUUAAAACUUUCGUAGCGGAAAACAAUUCUAUGGAGUAUUGUGGCGUUUGUGAGACAAUAGUACACGCCGGACAUCAUGCUUAUACUUGUAAAGAAUGUGAUUUUGUUGGUCACAUUGGAUGCAUUCUUCGCGAGGAAGAGCCUUCGCCGUUGUACUUGAAAGAUCUGUAUUCUUCUGGAAAAGUUACAAUGAGAUCAAUAGAUCAAGACUACUCUGGAACCAACAACUUAGAAAACAAACUUACAGUUAAUGAUAUCUGGCAUAUUCAUGUGAUGAAACCAGUCCUCAUGAGUGAUCUUGAUAAAUAUCCAUGUUGCAAGAUCUGUGGAGGAAAAAUACUUAGUAAUCCAUGGAAAUGCGAGACCUGCAGCUUCGAGACACAUCAUUACUGUGCGGAGCUGGGGCGACCAUCAAAACAUCGACUUCAUCAGAACCACCCUUUGACACUCUUGCCAAAGUAUCCUUCACAAGAAAAGAUGAAAUGUGACGUUUGCAGAGGAAAUAUAUACAACUUCAAUCUCUUCUGCCGCAUAUGUGAUUUUGUUAUCCACAUCAACUGUGCCUUGAAAAGUAAACAUGUUCUUGAAGCUUUAAGGCAGAAAUUCACUGGCACUUGGAGAGGAUGGUGCAAGAAAGGCGUGCAUAAUAGAUUGGUUCAAGUUAUGGUCUCGAGGUCAUAUCCGACUACUUGCGUUAUUUGUGAUGAGAAGUUGUGUGGGAAAGCUGUAUCAUGUAUGAAGUGUGAAGAGAUAUACCAUCCUCAGUGUAUUGAGAGCUACCAUACUUAGUUUCUUGGUCCUUUCUCUGAUUUAGUCUGUUAUUUCUUUUGCUCUUGGUUGGUUUUGUGAGGGUCUUAUUAGAUCUUGCUCUCUGUUUCUUCAUAUACAAAUUCUUUUGGCUCUUAAAAUAAGUUUCAUCGUUUUCUCAAAAA
Arabidopsis lyrata subsp. lyrata is the source of this 1956-nucleotide messenger RNA. RefSeq lists its product as uncharacterized. The record is from RefSeq and is a predicted model, not a curated record. Lineage: Eukaryota; Viridiplantae; Streptophyta; Magnoliopsida; Brassicales; Brassicaceae. The transcript has 3 exons. Bases 107 to 1813 code for a protein of 568 amino acids.